Molecule: messenger RNA, 468 nt
Organism: Pelecanus crispus (Dalmatian pelican)
Lineage: Eukaryota; Metazoa; Chordata; Aves; Pelecaniformes; Pelecanidae
Source: RefSeq, a predicted model, not a curated record
AUGACUGGGAAGGGGCUGGUCAUCUACCCGGAGAUUGGGGAUAAACUGGACAUUAUCUGCCCCAAGGCGGAGCCGUCCAAGCCUUACGAGUACUACAAGCUGUACCUGGUGAAGAAGGACCAGGCAGAUGCCUGCAGCACCGUCAUGGACCCCAACGUGCUGGUGACGUGCAACCGGCCCGAGCAGGAGAUCCGCUUCACCAUCAAGUUUCAGGAGUUUAGCCCCAACUACAUGGGCCUGGAGUUCAAGCGGCAGCAGGAUUACUUCAUCACAUGUGAGUCGCCCUCCUCUUCCUCGCCGCUGUCCCCGGCUCGGGGGGACCGCGGGGGCCUGGAGAAUGUCGCCAGGCGCUUGUUCGCGACUUGGCCGGUGCAAAGAGCUGACACGUAUGGAAAAUAUUUCCCGCUGGAUGGGAGAAGGGGGAGGAAUGUGUCACUGGCCGAGCGGGACGCCGGCCUGUAUCUGGCU